AUAAAGUCAGUCUUAAGUCCAAUAGCCUGGACCCCUGUCAAUCAUCUCUCCAUUCUAGCCUAGUCUGACUUUUCCUCCUCCUUGUCUCCCCCCCACCCCACCCCUUUUUGGAUCUCAGAUGAUUACCUUGGAGCCCGGUUACCUGUUCUUGGGCUCUCGCCUGGGGAACUCCCUCCUGCUGAAAUACACCGAGAAGCUCCAGGAAGCCCCGAUGAGCAUCGCUAAGGACUCUGCCGAGAAGGAAGAGCCCCCCCUGAAGAAGAAGCGCGUGGAGCAGUCCGCCAACUGGUCCGGAGGGAAGUCGGCUCCGCAGGACGAAGUGGAUGAGAUCGAGGUGUAUGGCAGCGAGGCCCAGUCCGGCACCCAGCUGACCACUUACUCUUUUGAGGUCUGUGACAGUAUCCUGAACAUUGGGCCCUGCGCCAACGCUGCCAUGGGGGAACCGGCCUUUCUCUCGGAGGAGUUCCAGAAUAGUCCUGAACCUGAUCUAGAAAUUGUGGUGUGCUCGGGCUACGGCAAGAACGGUGCCCUCUCAGUCUUGCAGAAAAGCAUCCGUCCUCAGGUGGUAACGACCUUUGAACUGCCCGGCUGCUACGACAUGUGGACCGUGAUCUCACCCCGGAAGGCAGAGGAAGCCCCUCAGGAAGAAGAUACUCAGGAAGAAGGUACUGAGAAGGAGCCUUCUCCACCUGAGCCAGCAGAUGAUGGGAAGCGACAUGGGUUCCUCAUCCUGAGCCGUGAAGACUCCACCAUGAUCUUGCAGACCGGCCAGGAGAUCAUGGAGCUGGACACCAGCGGCUUUGCCACUCAGGGCCCCACCGUAUAUUCCGGCAACAUUGGCGAGAACCGCUACAUCGUCCAAGUGUCCCCUCUAGGUAUCCGCCUGCUGGAAGGAGUGAACCAGCUACAUUUCAUCCCGGUGGACCUCGGCUCCCCCAUUGUGCACUGUGCCGUGGCCGAUCCCUACGUGGUGAUCAUGAGUUCUGAAGGCCAAGUGACCAUGUUCGUGCUGAAGAGCGACACCUACGGAGGCCGGACGCACCGCCUGACCUUACAGAAACCGCAGCUGCACCAC
Notechis scutatus (mainland tiger snake) is the source of this 1075-nucleotide messenger RNA. The record is from RefSeq and is a predicted model, not a curated record. NCBI's taxonomy places the organism in Eukaryota, Metazoa, Chordata, Lepidosauria, Squamata, Elapidae.